UUGACAGCAGCGGCGGCGGGACGCGGCGGGUGGCGGGGCUUGGUGCCUCCGGUUCCUGGCCCGGCUUGAGAGGCGGCGGCGACGGCCCGGGAUGGCUUUCAUGGAGAAGCCGCCGGCCGGCAAAGUGCUGCUGGACGACACGGUACCGCUGACAGCGGCUGUCGAGGCGAGCCAGAGUCUGCAGUCGCAUACGGAAUAUAUCAUUAGGGUACAAAGAGGAAUUUCCAUGGAAAACAGCUGGCAGAUUGUUAGAAGAUACAGUGACUUCGAUUUACUUAACAACAGCUUGCAGAUUGCAGGCCUGAGUCUGCCUCUUCCUCCUAAGAAACUGAUUGGAAACAUGGACCGUGAAUUCAUAGCUGAGAGACAGAGAGGCUUGCAGAACUACCUUAAUGUUAUCAUGGCAAAUCAUGUCUUGUCCAAUUGUGAGCUGCUUAAGAAGUUCCUAGACCCAAACAAUUAUUCUGCGAAUUAUACUGAGAUCGCGUUGCAACAGGUUUCCAUGUUCUUCCGAUCAGAACCAAAGUGGGAGGUGGUAGAACCACUGAAAGACAUAGGUUGGAGGAUAAGGAAGAAAUAUUUCUUGAUGAAAAUUAAAAAUCAACCAAAGGAACGACUGGUGUUGAGCUGGGCUGAUCUUGGCCCAGACAAGUACUUGUCAGAUAAAGAUUUUCAGUGUGUAAUCAAACUUCUGCCUUCCUGUGUGCACCCUUACAUAUAUCGGGUUACCUUUGCCACAGCUAAUGAAUCCUCAGCAUUGCUGAUUAGAACCUUUAAUGAAAAAGGAACGCUGAAGGAUCUGAUCUACAAGGCAAAACCAAAGGACCCCUUCCUAAAGAAGUACUGCAGCCCUAAGAAAAUCCAGGGCCUUGAACUCCAGCAAAUAAAAACAUAUGGACGGCAGAUAUUAGAGGUACUAAAGUUUCUCCACGACAAAGGAUUUCCUUAUGGCCAUCUUCAUGCAGCUAAUGUGAUGAUGGAUGGCAACACUUGCCGACUGCUAGAUCUUGAAAAUUCCUUAUUGGGUCUUCCUUCCUUCUACCGAUCCUACUUCACACAAUUCAGGAAAAUCAAUACACUAGAAAGUGUAGAUGUCCACUGCUUUGGCCACUUACUGUAUGAAAUGACAUAUGGACGACCUCCAGACUCCGUGCCUAUCGACUACUUUCCUCCUGCACCAUCCAUGGCUGUAGUGGCCGUGUUGGAGUCUACGCUGUCUUGUGAAGCCUGUAAAAAUGGCAUGCCUACUGUCUCCCGGCUUUUACAGAUGCCAUUAUUCAGUGAUGUUUUACUAACAACUUCUGAAAAGCCACAGUUUAAGAUUCCCACAAAAUUAAAAGAGGCAUUGAGAACUGCCAAAGAAUGUAUAGAAAAGAGACUCGUUGAAGAACAGAAGCAGAUUCACCAGCAUCGAAGACUAACUAGAGCUCAGUCACACCAUGGGUCUGAGGAAGAAAGGAAGAGGAGAAAGAUCCUAGCUCGAAAGAAAUCAAAACGAUCUGCUGUUGAAAACAGUGAGGAGCAGCCAGUGAAGCACAACUCCAACAACUCAGCAGGAUCUGGGGCCAGCUCACCUCUCACAUCCCCAUCAUCUCCAACUCCACCCUCCACAGCAGAGUAUGCACCACUUUGAACGUGAAUUUUCGCUGUCUUAGGUUGGGGUAAGGGUAUAAAGGAAGGGCUGUCUUCUGCAUUACCUCCACCUCCUCCACCACCUCCGCCUCCACCAGCAGGUCACUCAACAACCUCAGGCACAGAGAUACCUGUCCCAUUCCUGUCCCAGGCUGUGAAUGGUGUGAACCGUGGGGCCUUGCUCAACUCUAUCCAGAAUUUCCAAAAGGGAACUUUAAGGAAAGCCAAAACCUGUGAUCAUAGUGCUCCUAAGAUUGGCUGAUGUUUCCUGUUUACACUGGGAGGGCAAGCUCCCACUCAACUGUCCCACUCCCACCCAACUUCCUCUUUCUCGGGGAGUCCUUGCACAACUUUCCUCAAGUCCCUUCCUUGGGUGAGUCCUUGCAGAGCCAGUACAGCCAGUCUUGCAAGAGGGAAAUGUUCUCCAAGUAGAAUAAAGUGAGGCCAGCAUUGCUGCCUUAACAUUUUACUCCUCUGUAAUGGGCUUCCUUUAGGGGCAGCAGCAUAUGGAAUCAUUAUUUGCACCAGCUAAAGGAAAAUGACAAAAAAGCAAAAGCAAUGACAAUAAUAUUCUGUCACAGCAGUGACUAGCCUGUUACUAUCACCCCUCCUGCUCUAUCAGAAGUGUCCUCAUAGCUUAUUCCUCUGAAGCAUUUUCUGGUUAUUUCUUAGGUAGUUCACCUCAGAUGCUAACAUUAACCAAGGCUGAGGCAGAGAAGCAGGAGCUCUCUUUAUUCUCAAUUUUGCAGGACAGGGGGAAUCCCUCUGUCUCAAGUUCAGUGGGAAUCUCACUGUGACUGACAGCAGCCACUCUGGAUUUAUAGCUCUUUUCAGUUAGAAUGUACCAAAACAGACAGAAAAACAUUAACCAUAGAAAAAGCUCUUGCUCAAAGGACUGUCUUAGUCCUCAGCAUUUAGGUCCAGGUUGGGGUAGAGGGAGAGUCAGCAUUACAAGUGAAUCUGGCAUCUAUGGCAAUCACUUCUGAUUUGAUUUAUCCAACUUCAGCAUCUUUUUUGAUGUUACUCAGUUAUUAGAAAUCUUUCAUUCUGUGAUUUGCUUAAACCUUUAAAUAAAUUGCACUUUAAAGGAUUAUUAAAAAAAAAUCCAUUUUAAAAUUUAAAUACACACAUCAGUGUUGGUGGUUACUAUGCAGAAAGAAUGUCAUUGUGUAUAGUUUCAUGUAAUCUGUGAUAUACUCAGCUGUAUUUUUAUUAAAAUAAAUCAUGUCAAGAAAAUA
Onychomys torridus (southern grasshopper mouse) is the source of this 2870-nucleotide messenger RNA. It is a transcript of the gene Pxk, whose product is annotated as PX domain containing serine/threonine kinase like. The coding region runs from base 92 to 1633 and encodes 513 amino acids. The transcript has 20 exons. NCBI's taxonomy places the organism in Eukaryota, Metazoa, Chordata, Mammalia, Rodentia, Cricetidae. Gene Ontology annotation, cellular component: late endosome; early endosome; extrinsic component of endosome membrane. Gene Ontology annotation, biological process: protein phosphorylation; early endosome to late endosome transport; endosome to lysosome transport. Gene Ontology annotation, molecular function: ATP binding; protein kinase activity; actin binding. The record is from RefSeq and is a predicted model, not a curated record.